Parascedosporium putredinis is the source of this 1224-nucleotide messenger RNA. The record is from the annotation of a GenBank genome assembly. Lineage: Eukaryota; Fungi; Ascomycota; Sordariomycetes; Microascales; Microascaceae.
AUGUCGUCAGAGUCUUCCGCCGCCCUUCUCGGGUCUAAUUCGUCCUCAACCUUCCAGAGGCUCCUGCCUAAGCUUGCCGCGCUCCCUCAGGCACUAUGGAACCGCACGAGCAGGCGGAUGCGCGUGGUUGGAGGCUUCGUUUCCGUCCUGUUAGUCGUGACCGCAUUCCCCGAUUCACAGCUCAACAUUAUGACCACGCUCACCUCGCAAAGCGCAUCUGCGCCGAGGAUAUCGAUCCACUACCCUCACUCACCAUUCAAUGAAUCCAAGGUCGCCCUUUUGAUUGAGAACCGACCCAACCCCAUCCUAGCCCCUCUGAUGCUUCACUUCAUGGCCGUAGUCCCACCUGAUUGGAAGUUCCGCUUCAUGGGCUCCGUCGAGUCGGUUGAACACAUAAAUAGGUCGAUGGCCAUUCGAGAACAGGUCAAGGCGGGCAAGCUUGACUUGAGCUAUAUCCCCGCCAACAUGAGUACCAGUGGCCAGGAGAUGAUCUCCCGCUUUCUGACCAACCUUUGGCUCUACGAGACGCUCCUCCAACCCGCCGAGUGGCUCCUCGUCUUCCAGACCGACAGCAUCAUUUGCGCCAAUUCCAGGUACACCAUCAACGACUUCCUCGAAUACGACUGGAUUGGCGCCCCUUGGCACCCCAGCAGCACCUGGGGCGGCAACGGCGGUCUCUCCCUCCGCCGCGUGAGCACCAUGAUCGACGUCCUCAAGAACCAGGUACGCGUCGAAGACUCCGAUCCCGAGGACGUCUGGCUUGCCGAGCGUGUUUCCCACCACCCUGGCGCCAUGGUUGCCAACGGCUCCGUUUCUCUCAAGUUCUCCGGCGAGCAGUAUACCGGAGAGAAGGUACACAUCGACGAAGCCGAGGCUAUUCAAAAGUACGGAUCCGUCCUGAAGGCCGCCGAGGCUGGUGAGUACAUCACCGACAUUGAUGGGUGGCGUGAGGGCUUCUAUGAGCCUUUGGGCUAUCACACUGGAGGCUCCGGCUCCUACCUCCACAAGCACAUCUGGGGUGACCCCAAGUCCAGGGAGCACAUCUGGAAAUAUUGCCCCGAGGUCAAGAUGACCUUGGCCAUGGACGCUGCCAAGUUCGUCCCCGGCGACUGCAAGAACACGUGGAAGAGGGACGAGUCCGGUGAGGCAAGUUACCCCUACGGCACCGAGGUGAUCAACGGCGUGGAGUACCCCGUCCUUCCUCCUGGCCUAACCGCCUUUUAA